Microsporum canis CBS 113480 is the source of this 663-nucleotide messenger RNA. Its product is annotated as SH3 domain-containing protein. Bases 1 to 663 code for a protein of 220 amino acids. Gene Ontology annotation, cellular component: ESCRT-0 complex. The record is from RefSeq and is a predicted model, not a curated record. Gene Ontology annotation, biological process: protein transport to vacuole involved in ubiquitin-dependent protein catabolic process via the multivesicular body sorting pathway. The transcript has 4 exons. NCBI's taxonomy places the organism in Eukaryota, Fungi, Ascomycota, Eurotiomycetes, Onygenales, Arthrodermataceae. Gene Ontology annotation, molecular function: protein binding.
AUGUCGAACCAGAAUACCAUGUCCAUCGCCAUGGCCAACCGGUCCCUACGGAACAUCAGAACUGAACUCGAAUUUCUUGCCGACUCCUCCGUCAUUACUCCUGCACAGUUAUCAUCUAUCCUCGAACAGCUACCCAGCCAGACGCAGCUGCACGCCCCAGUCGCGGAGACCUCAUACUCGCCCCCAGCUGCCCAGCUAUCCAGGGUCAAUCUGAACGAGAAGUCCGAAAGUUCAUACUCGAGCCCACCUCCGCCUCCAACGUACUCUUCCGCUCCUCCAGUCCUGUCUCUUGCUUCAGCUCUAUACGCCUACACGCCAACUGAUGCUGGAGACUUGGCACUGCAGCCUAACGAUCGCAUCCAGGUACUGGAGCAUAUGAACAACGACUGGUGGCGUGGCAGAAACGAGCGGACACACCUUGAGGGUAUUUUCCCACGGACAUACGUCAGCGUAACAGAGGAAAAACCCAUCAUCCACUCUCCCCAACCCAUCAGCUACAACAACAUGCCCCUAGAGAUAUCCCAGUCUGGCACAUCGUCGCAUGGAAAGGUACCAAGCAAGUUUGAAGAAAACGGCAAGAAGUUCGGCAAGAAGAUGGGUAAUGCAGCUAUUUUCGGUGCUGGCGCCACCAUCGGCUCAAAUAUCGUUAACGGCAUCUUCUAA